Podarcis raffonei (Aeolian wall lizard) is the source of this 5818-nucleotide messenger RNA. It is a transcript of the gene TCF7L2, whose product is annotated as transcription factor 7 like 2. The coding region runs from base 1553 to 3460 and encodes 635 amino acids. The transcript is spliced from 15 exons. The record is from RefSeq and is a predicted model, not a curated record. Gene Ontology annotation, molecular function: DNA-binding transcription factor activity, RNA polymerase II-specific; RNA polymerase II cis-regulatory region sequence-specific DNA binding. Gene Ontology annotation, cellular component: catenin-TCF7L2 complex; beta-catenin-TCF complex. NCBI's taxonomy places the organism in Eukaryota, Metazoa, Chordata, Lepidosauria, Squamata, Lacertidae. Gene Ontology annotation, biological process: regulation of transcription by RNA polymerase II; canonical Wnt signaling pathway.
UCUGGCACACUUUGCCCCGGCGCUCGUAAGGCUCCGAGCCCCGCAGAACCCGGCCGAUCUUCCUUCCGAGGAGGAGACCUACGGAGGAGGACGCCGGGCGGCUCCUACCCAAGGCCCGAGGAGGAAACCCCUCCGGAGCCAGGGGCACUUUCUUGCCGAGAAGCUGCGCGCAGGGCGCUGCGCGCGCGCGCCUUCCCCAGCCGCGCUCCUGCAGGAGCAGCUUUCAAGUCCCAGGCAAACUCUGCUCAGAAGGGAGAGGGGGGAGAGGGAGGCGCCCUCUGACUCGCUGGCUGCCCUGGCUCAGCUAUACUCACGAGGUUUAUCUCCAAUAAACUUCCUAGCUGCUCAGGACAGCAACAUACAUAAAUAUAUAUUUGAGUGCAGCCAUGUAAAUAUCGCAGGGACGAAUAGUUCCGUCCUGGAGCCCGCUUACUGGGACGGAAAUCGCAACGGGGCUUACUUUCAAGUAAACGCGCAGAGGUUAGCAGCCCCAAUUGCGGUGCUCCGCGUGUGAAAGUUGACGGCUCAACAAAUUGCACCGCUGCUUCUAGACUAUUUUUGCGCGCAAAUGCACAACUGAGGCACAGUGCCAUUUUCUUUUAAUUGCGUGUGUGUGUGUUUAGCCUGUGUUUUCUUUCCUCUGGGUCAUUUCUCUCUACGCCCCUCUCUCCUAUUUUCGCAUUGUCUGCACUGGACCAUUCCCUUCUUUCUUCCUUCCUUCCUCCCUCGUCUACCCCGCUCCUGGCUCUCGCUCCCUCUCCCUCUCCAAAAAGGAUCAUUGUUAGUUUCUCCGCUUCCCCCCCUCCUCCUGUUUAUUUAUGCACACGUCAUUGGGGAGCCCCCGCCCCCUCCUGCAUCUCAUUAAGUGCCUAGUGUGUUUCUUUUUCCCUGUCAAUAAUCCUGGAUCCCAGACUUCUCCGUUCCUCCGGAUUUCGAUCCCCCUUUUUCUAUCUGUCAAUCAGCGCCGCCUUUGAACUGAAAAGCUCUCAGUCUAACUUCAACUCACUCAAAUCCGAGCGGCACAGGCUCCCUAUAUCUGCGGCUUCUACCCCCCCUUUUUUACAGCUGACUUGUUGUUUGGUUUGUUUGCUGCAAUUUUUUUAUAGUUCCCCCCUCCCCCGUCUCUCCCUCCCUCCCUCCUUAUAUAAUUUUUUUAUUAUUAAUUUUGUGUGUGUCUACCCGCGUGUGUCUGUGCGCGCGCUUUACACGCUGAUCUGAUCUUCGGAAGAAAAGAGAGAGAGAAAGAGAAAAUCCAGAAGAAGGAAAAGAAGAAACCCAAAGUCACUGGUGCAAAAGGAAAGGAGAAGGGACACUGCCCUCCCCUCCUUCUCCUCCUCCCUCUUUUCCCCUCCCCAGGAGGAAAGAAAAGGAAAAGGAAAAAACUUUCACCUUGGACUUUUUUUAAAAACAAAAAAUUGCAAACUUCCCCCUUUUCUUUCUUUCUUUUUUUAAUCCUUCCCCCUUUUUCCUCCCCCCCCUUUCCCCUUCUUCUCUCCCUCCCCUCCCCUCUGUCCUUGCAAAAUUGCUGCUGGUGGGGUAAGUCAGGAGGAAAAUGCCGCAACUAAAUGGCGGUGGAGGGGACGAUUUGGGGGCGAACGAUGAAUUGAUCUCUUUUAAAGACGAAGGGGAGCAAGAAGAGAAGAUCUCGGAGAACUCGUCGGCGGAGAGGGAUUUAGCCGAUGUCAAAUCGUCGCUAGUCAAUGAAACAGAAACGAAUCAAAACAGCUCUUCAGACUCAGAGGCGGAGAGGCGGCCCCCGCCUAGGUCCGAAAGUUUCAGAGAUAAAUCCAGAGAAAGUUUAGAGGAAGCUGCGAAAAGGCAAGAUGGAGGGUUGUUUAAGGGCCCACCAUAUCCUGGGUAUCCCUUUAUAAUGAUCCCCGACCUGACCGGCCCCUACCUUCCCAAUGGCUCCCUCUCGCCCACGGCAAGAACGUACCUGCAGAUGAAAUGGCCACUGCUUGAUGUUCAGGCAGGGAGCCUACAGAGUAGGCAAGCCCUCAAGGAUGCUAGGUCUCCAUCUCCAGCACACAUUGUUUUACAGACCGAUCCUAGCCAUGUUUACUUGGAAGCAAGUCGCCCUGAGUUUGUUGGAACUUGUUUCCUGUCUAACAAAGUCCCAGUUGUGCAGCACCCACACCAUGUACAUCCUCUCACGCCGCUUAUUACGUACAGCAAUGAGCACUUCACACCAGGGAAUCCUCCUCCACACUUACAAGCCGACGUAGAUCCGAAAACAGGAAUUCCACGGCCUCCGCACCCUCCAGAUAUAUCUCCUUAUUAUCCACUAUCACCGGGCACUGUAGGGCAAAUCCCCCAUCCGCUAGGAUGGUUAGUACCACAGCAAGGUCAACCAGUCUAUCCAAUCACAACAGGGGGAUUCCGACAUCCCUACCCAACCGCUCUGACUGUCAAUGCUUCCAUGUCAAGCUUUCUCUCCUCUAGGUUCCCUCCACACAUGGUCCCUCCACAUCAUAGUUUACAUACGACUGGGAUUCCUCAUCCGGCCAUAGUCACCCCAACAGUCAAACAGGAAUCUUCCCAGAAUGAUGUCGGCUCACUCCACAGCUCAAAACAUCAGGACUCCAAAAAAGAAGAGGAGAAAAAGAAGCCACACAUAAAGAAACCUCUUAAUGCAUUUAUGUUGUAUAUGAAGGAAAUGAGAGCAAAAGUUGUAGCAGAAUGCACAUUGAAAGAGAGUGCAGCCAUCAAUCAAAUCCUUGGUCGAAGGUGGCAUGCAUUAUCCAGAGAAGAACAAGCUAAAUAUUAUGAACUAGCCAGAAAGGAACGACAGCUCCACAUGCAGCUUUACCCCGGCUGGUCCGCACGGGAUAACUAUGUAGGUGGCUAUGGCAAAAAGAAGAAAAGGAAAAGGGACAAACAGCCAGGAGAGACCAAUGAACACAGCGAAUGUUUCCUAAAUCCUUGCCUUUCACUUCCUCCGAUUACAGAUGCAAAUACUCCAAAGAAGUGUCGGGCAUUGUUCGGGCUUGACCGACAGAGUUUAUGGUGCAAACCGUGCAGGAGAAAAAAAAAGUGCGUUCGCUACAUACAAGGUGAAGGCAGCUGCGUCAGCCCACCCUCUUCAGAUGGAAGCCUACUAGACUCUCCACCGUCUUCUCCCAACAUGCUAGCCUCCCCCACAAGAGACUCAAAACCACAGACUGAACAAACCCAACCUCUCUCGCUCACAUUGAAACCCGACCCACUCUCACACCUCUCGAUGAUGCCGCCCCCGCCGUCCUCCAUAGCCCUGACUGAAAGCUCCACUAGCAAAUCCAGCGGUCUGCCUGCUAGUAAUUGUCAGAACGGGGCACUGGACCAUCAGUCUGCCACUUUACCGCAGUCCGCGCCGUCCUCCUCUUCGCUAGCGCAACCCUCGACAUCCUCCUUGCAUUCCCAUAAUUCUUUGGCUGGGACACAGCCUCAGCCACUGUCACUCGUCACCAAGUCUUUAGAAUAGCUUUAGCCUCUUGUAGCCGUUUUUAAAUUUUAUUUCAUUUCUUUUUGUGUCAAGAUUUCUCCCCUCCCCCCUUUUUUCCGUUUAUAUAUUUUUUAAAAAUUUGUGCCAUAUGGCUGGCUACAUUAGUUGAUGUGUAUCGAGUUCAUUGGUCAAUAUUUGACCCAUCCUUAUUUCAAUUUUUUUUCCUUUUUAAAUAUGUAGAUGGAGAGAAAAAAAGCCUCAUGAUUCUGCCAAAAUUUUUAUCAACAGCUGUUUAAAGUCUUUGUAGCGUUUAAAAUAUAUAUAUAUAUAUAAAUAUAUAUAUACAUAACUGUUAUGUAGUUCCAAUAGCUUAGUUUCAAAGACUGAUUUUAAAAAUGAAAAAAAGAAGCAAUUUUGAAGCAGCCCUUGCCGAAGGCGUUGGUUCUUUAUUAUUUGUAUUAAAUACGAGCUUGCGAACCAAUCAUUUUACAUCUGGUUUUUAAAACUUUUUAAGGGCACAAUGAAUGCAGUGCCGCUAUUUUUUCCCCAUUUUUUUUUUCCUUUGUGUGAUAUAACUUUUCUUGUGAUGUUACUUGUUAUUGUUUAAAUGUACAGAAACAAAGGGUUAAAAUGUGUUAAUAUACCUUGUUCCAUGGUGUUGUUCUUUUUUGGGGGAGGGAACGCUACUCAACAAUUAAAAAGUAUCACAACGCUAUUGGACCAGUAGUAUUUAUUGCUUUAGAGAUUGCUUGUUGUAUCUGUAUGUUUGUCCAUUUUUUAAAAGAAAUGCUUUCCUUUCUUUUUUUCCUUGAAACAUUGUGUAAAGGUCUUUUUUUCCCCCUUAGUGUAAGCAACAUAUAUAUAACAACUCAUUUGUACAAGGUUUUUAAGUUUAUAUAUAAAUGUGUAUAUAUAUAUUUUUGUUGGCUUCUUUUUUAUUUUGUUUUAAUUUCUUCCUUUUUUUCUGUCACACAGUUGCCACCAAAUGGACAUUUGCAGAUGGAUCAAUAGUGUAAAAAAAAAAAAAAAGCUUUAAAAGCCAUUACAUGAAAUAAGACUUGAAAAUUUAGCACGGGACUUUUUAUCAGUGCUGUUGGAAAAACAGCAGAAUUUCCCAUUCAGAACUGCAGAUGACUUCCCCUGCCACUUGUAGGCUGUGAGCAAAAAAAUUUAUGUGCCAAAAUUCUCAGUGAUUUUCUCCUUUCCCGACAAUUUUUAUGCUGUAUUUUUUUUGUUCAUCCUGUUUUGCUGUGAUGUUACAUAGGUAGAUAUGUAUGUAGUUUUUAAUGUCACCUAUUACAGACGUGUUUGGUAGCAGAUUGUCCAGAAAGCAUUUUAAAAUGAAGAGGUAUAAACCCUAAAGGGCCAAAUUCUGUAUAUUAGAUUAUUCAUAAAAUGAAAAAUCAGACUGCCACUUUUAUGUACACUUACUACAUACAGGUAGGUAGCAAACUUUAAAAAAAAAAACCUAGGCAUGUUGAUGUUGCAAAUUUUUUAAAAGAAGAUAAAUGCUGUAUAAAGCUGAAAAAAAUGUUCAUCUGUUCAUCCAGUGCCAUUGUAGUUGACAUGAAGCGAUUGUAAAACUGUCUCCAGUUUUCUUCUCUGGUUUAUUAAGAUGCUAACUAUGACAUUUUUUGUGAAUCCUUUGAAUGUUUCCUAACAGUUGUGAUGUUACUGUUCCGUUUUAUUGCUCUUAUUCCGAUUUUUCAUUUCUAAUGGUUUGGAAGCCAUUUUUGUAAUGAAUAAAUGUCCAUGCUGUACAGUAUCUGUAGCAUGCAGUUCUGGAUUAAUAAAAGCAACUUAGUACGUGCAGAUGGACUUGCAGCUCAUUUACCUAGAGGUUUUAUUUAACCCCCAACACCUCCGCCAAGAAGGCUUUUGACAGGAUGUGUUUUUAUCUGUUUUAGGAAAAGCAGCUUUAAAAAAUGCUGAAUAAACCAACAUAGAGGUUGAGCAGGUUGCUAAGUAUUUUGUGACUGCCUAGUCCUGAGGUUAUUUUAUAAUGUUUCAGAUCAGAGGAGCAUAGGAUUGAUUCAAGACCAUUUGGACACUGUGUUUAUUCACCAAACACAGAUAGGUAAUAUUCACUGAGAGAUUGUGUCUCACCCAAAAUACACAAUCUGAACUAAAUUUGGAUACUUUAGCCUCUAGGCCAAGAGCAGCCAACUUACGUUCUCAUCUUGGCCACUGGCCAUGCAACAACCUCUGCAGGGCAUCCAUGGUGGUUCUCUCUGCUCUAGACUAAGCAUAGGGCAACCAUAAUCUGAAAAGGGGUAGAGCUUCUGUUGCUGUAAGACAUCUGAAGAGAACCCCGAUGCCUCUUGGCAGGUUUCAAGAAGCAUCUUAAGAGGGAAAGCACAACCACACCUAGGACCCCGCUUUCCACAGUUCCUUGCA